ACCCUUAAACUAUAUUUUGUCUUCAACUCCAAACUAAUAUUUCGUCUUCCACCUCUUCUCUGAAAAACCCUUAAACCCCGACCUCAACUUUCAUUUUCUUUUUCUAUGAAUUCAUCUUAAGAGUUUCAUCUUCACUUCAAUUUGCAGCGCAGUGUGGUUACUUCUUCAGAUUCGCUUGCCUAUAAAUAUUUUUCGUCCAGUGUAACCUCAAAUUGACCCGUACGCGUACAUUGAUAUUGGUGCUGAUAUAGCCAUGUUUUUGUCUAGAACGCUUGGACGAACCCUCUUUGCUGCUGCUGCUAGAUCGAAACAUUAUGCCACUACAGCUCCUGCUGGUGGCAGAGAAGUACGCAAUCCCCUUCAGGAGUUCUUUGAGGCAGACAGGAGCCCAGACGAUGACAAACCUGUUGUUUAUGGUCGGGGUUGGAAGGCUUCUGAACUGCGCCUGAAAUCUUGGGACGACCUUCAUAAGUUGUGGUAUGUGCUGUUAAAGGAGAAGAACAUGUUGAUGACUCAGCGUCAAAUGCUUAAUGCACAGAACCUGCGUUUUCCAAACCCAGAGCGCAUACCUAAGGUGAGGAAGUCAAUGUGUCGUAUCAAGCAAGUACUUACCGAGAGAGCGAUUGAAGAACCAGAUCCCAGGAGGUCUGCUGAGAUGAAGAAAAUGAUAAAUGCUCUUUAAUAACUUGAAAUGGACCUAUUCCUGUGAUGGCAUUACUCCGUAUGCUGUUACUAUAGGACAUCUACAUUUGCAGAUAUAAGUUUGCUAACUUGAAGCAUCGUCCAAAAGUAUUAUUUUGAAGGAGUUUACCUUUUAAUGAUGUUUGCUUUUGUUCUGUAUUUUAGUCAGUCUGGAGGGAAUCUAAUCAAGCAUUCAUUGUUCCUACUGGUCUAUAACAUGAUAAAGUGUUAAGUGAGUUACAUCAUAAUAUUUUGCUGCCAAAUUUCUAUUUUCCUA
Vigna unguiculata (cowpea) is the source of this 958-nucleotide messenger RNA. RefSeq names its product ribosomal protein L29 family protein. Gene Ontology annotation, biological process: mitochondrial translation. Gene Ontology annotation, cellular component: mitochondrial large ribosomal subunit; mitochondrial ribosome. The record is from RefSeq and is a predicted model, not a curated record. NCBI's taxonomy places the organism in Eukaryota, Viridiplantae, Streptophyta, Magnoliopsida, Fabales, Fabaceae. Gene Ontology annotation, molecular function: structural constituent of ribosome.